GAGACCAGAGGAAUAUCUAACGCUGAGCACUUUAUCCCCCUCAUGUUGCUCUGUUUGGAUUGUUAACACUCUCCUCAUCUCCCCUCCAGUGUCCAAGUCAGUCUACCUCCCAGAGUGACCAUGAGAGUCCUCCUACUCAUCUGUAUGCCAGUUCUGCUGCUCGCCCAGGCUCAGUACCAGGAACCGUUUAAUUUUUUGGAGGACUAUGGGCCGGAUUAUUUUCCAGUUUCUGAAAAUCCAGAUUCUCCUCCUGGAACCUACCAGCAGCAGGUCCGCCUCGAGCCAGUGGUCCGUCCAGAAAAAUCAGAUUCCGAUUUGGAGACGGAGCCAACGGAGCCUGGCCCUCUUGAUUGCAGAGAGGAGCAGUAUCCCUGCACCAGACUCUACUCUGUUCACAAGCCAUGCAAGCAGUGCCUGAACAGCCUCUGCUUCUACAGUUUGCGACGGGUGUACGUCAUCAACAAGGAGGUUUGCGUGAGGACUGUGUGUGCACAUGAAGAGCUGCUCAGAGCAGACCUGUGCCGCGAUCAGUUCUCUCGCUGCGGCGUGGCGGCGCUGAGCGGCCAGUGUGCAUCAAUAGGAGGAAGCUGCGGGAAGAGCUGUGGUGGCUGCUGAUUGAGAACAGAUUUCAGGGACACUACCUGCCCAGACACUGCCGCUUUUUCUAUCCGUCAUCCACAUCCUCUUGAUCUGUCCUUCUUCCUCCUGUACAACUUAUUACUCCUGUGCAAAAAGCUCUUUUUGUGUUGUGUUCAUCUUUUUCUUUCCACAUGUAUGUCUGCCCAGUAGAUCCUGUGUGUAUGAUGAAAAACCUCCAAAAGAACAUUGAUUAUUGUAUAAAUCACUGGUGCUAUUAAAUCAUCACACUGGUGCAAUAAAAGCUAUUAGAAUUGCACACAAAACAUCUGCGGAACAUCUUUUUUUCUUGUUUUUGGCAUAUUGUACCGUAUUAAUCUCAUGCUUUGUGUCUGUUGAUAUGUUACUGUACUUGUGUUGAAAAGCAGUCAUUCUCAUGAUGAUCAAGGCAUCAAUGGUGGCCACUGUGCACUGACAUCAGACAAAACUAAUCAAUAUCCAGCCAUAAUAGAUCAUGAGAUGUGUAAAGAAACAGGUGGUGAGUAGCCUUAGUUUUUGUACUACUGCCUGGAACUGU
Messenger RNA from Anarrhichthys ocellatus (wolf-eel), 1153 nucleotides. RefSeq names its product microfibril associated protein 2 (gene mfap2). Bases 121 to 615 code for a protein of 164 amino acids. NCBI's taxonomy places the organism in Eukaryota, Metazoa, Chordata, Actinopteri, Perciformes, Anarhichadidae. The transcript has 8 exons. The record is from RefSeq and is a predicted model, not a curated record. Gene Ontology annotation, cellular component: microfibril. Gene Ontology annotation, biological process: embryonic eye morphogenesis.